GGAAGUGACACCUUCCACAUGGCAAGCUACCGUUCAAGAAGAAAUCCAGUGCAGCGCCUGCCAUAUUGAAGAGGGUCUAAUCAGGAGCCAUUUGGGGAAAGGGUUAAUUGUUUAAGACUGAGCUACAGAAAAACUUCACUUUAGUGUUUCUGGAGUCACACUGCCAUGCGUGGAAGAUAGCCACAAGAGACAGUCGCAGAAAAGGCACAGGCUAGACAGAGGACCCAAGGGAAGUUUAAACUCAGGCCAGGAAGGACACUAAGGUCCCACCCUCCAACUUGAGAAGCCAGGCCUAUGAUGUGUGGCUUUUCCAGGGGCCUGGGUCUAAAAGUGCUUACACUGAGCCCAGUGGACUGCUUGACCCCUGCCCUGCUUCCCACAUCUGGCACAGAACUCAGUAGCCUGUUUGCUUUCCCCAGCUACCACUGUGAUCAGAGGUACAGACAGUGGGGCCUCUGGAGCAGGAAAGGAACCUCACAAGCCCACAGGCCAUAAAUCUAGGCAGAGAAAGCUGUGACUUGGAGCACACAAAGGGACACAGUGGAAACUGGAAGCAGCUGGAGUGAAUAUAUCCCUACAGGGAAAUCAUUGAAGACCACAACCAGCAGGAGAGGUGGGGAAGGAUUCAGCAUUCACACAUAAAACUAUGGAGAAACCGAGGCUUGGAAAGGUGAAGUAAUUUGUCCAAGGUCACAAAGCUGGUGAGCACCAGCUAGCACUAUGGCAGGGCUGGGAGCCUGCAGCCUGACCAGAGCAGCCUUGAUCAUCCUCUUCCUUCCCAGAAGUGAGAAGAGCAAGGUGUAGAGUCUCAGUACCACACACCUGGGUCACAUAAUGAGUCGGGCACGGAUCCAGGAUCUCAGCCAUCUGCUCCAGGGGAGCUCUGGCCCAUCACACUGCAUCGCCUUCCAGAGCAGUGAUGGGCAUUGGAAGUACCCUGAUCAAGCUGGGCCCACACAAUCAGAUUUAAGUUUUCAAAAGGUUUCUGUGGCUGAGGGGUUGUUAUCACUGAGAUCACUGCUUUCACCAUCCUCGGGGAGGGCGCUGGGGCAGGGAGCAGCCUCUCUCUGGUGGGGAGCUAGAACCCACUCUCAGGAUUGAGUGCACAUCCCUUCCCAACUCUGCAUUCAUUCAAUGAGAGCACAUUCGCAGCUGGAACUCAGGCGUGAUUGGAGUGUUUCUAGCAUGGGAAGCAGCACCCACUGCAAAUCAGGACCUGUUUCUCUCCCUAGAGCCAGUCGACAACCAUCUACCAGCACAUUGCUAUCUCUGUCCCACUCCCACAGCCUCUUGCCUCACUAAUAUCAACCCUUCCCAGCCCAGCCCCAUGUCUGGAAGGAUGAGGCAGGCAGGUGAGGGCCCCCCAAGUCUAGGGGUACAAGGCCUAGACUUCACCCAGAUCAGCCAAGCGGAGGAGUUCCUUGUGGCCUGUUCUUUCCCACCCCAGGCUUGGAGAACUGCGGACACAUCAGCAUCUCCGCUCAUGUCAUGCGCCUGGGGGACCCUGUCACAGCCUCCUGCACUGUCACCCAGAGCUGCAGCCACCUGGAUCCAGAGCCACAGAUCCUAUGGAAGCUGGGAGCAGAGCUGCUGCAGCACAGGGGGAGGCAGCAGAGCCACCCUGAUGGGUCCCAGAAAUCGACCAUCACCCUGCCACACCUCAACAGCACUCACACCUUUCUCCUCUGCUACCUGAACUGGAGCAACAGCCUGCAACUCCUGGACCAAGCUGAGCUGUGGGCAGGCUACCCUCCAGCCAUGCCCUCUAACCUGUCCUGCCUCAUGAACCUCACGAGCAACAGCCUCAUCUGCCAGUGGGAGCCAGGACCUGACACCCACCUGCCCACUAACUUCACCCUGAAAAGCUUCAAGAGCCGGGGCGACUGCCAGACCCAGGAGGACCCCAUCAAGGACUGCGUGCCUGCUGCCGGGCAGAGCUCCUGCUCCAUCCCACGCAAGCACCUGCUCUUGUACCAGAACAUGGUCAUCUGGGUGCAGGCAGAGAAUGCGCUGGGGACCAGCCUGUCCCCACAGCUGUGCCUUGACCCCAUGGACGUUGUAAAACUGGAGCCCCCCACACUGAUGGCCCUGGACCCCAAUCCUGAGAUGGCCCUACCCCAGCCAGACUGCCUGUGGUUGCGCUGGGAGCCAUGGAAGCCCAGCAUUUACAUGGACCAGAAGUGUGAGCUGCGCUACCGGCCACAGCUAAGAGAAGCCAGCUGGGCACAGGUGGCCCCCCUGCCCUCCAGCACCACCCGGUACGAGCUCUGUGGGCUCCGUCCAGCCACAACCUAUGCCCUGCAGAUGCGCUGCAUCCGCUGGCCCUUGCCUGGCCACUGGAGCACCUGGAGCCCCAGCCUGGAGCUUCAAACCACCCAAGGGGCCCCCAUCGUCAGACUGGACACGUGGUGGCGGCAAAGGCAGCUGGAUCCCAAAACCAAGCAGGUGCAGCUGUUCUGGAAGCCCACACCCCUGGAGGAAGACAGCGGACAGAUCCAAGGGUACCUGCUCUCCUGGAGCACCCCAGGCCACGCCGGGCCAGUCUUGCUCCUCUGCAACACCACAGAGCUGAGCUGCACCUUCCAGCUGCCUUCUGGGGCCGGGGAGGUGACUCUUGUGGCCUACAACAGAGCUGGGACCUCUCAUCCCACCCCAGUGGUCUUUCUGGAGAGCAAAGGCCCAGCCCUGGCCAGACUCCAUGCCAUGGCCCGAGACCCUCAGUGCCUCUGGGUGUGCUGGGAGGCCCCCAGCCCUGUCCCUCAGGGCUAUGUGAUUGAAUGGGGCCUGAGUCCCCCCAGCCCCAGCAGCACCAACAUGACCUGGAGGCUGGAACCCAAUGGGAGCAUCACGGAGACUCUGCUGCAGGAGAACAUCAGGCCCUUUCAGCUCUACGAGAUCACUGUGACUCCCCUGUAUCAGAGCACCAUGGGACACCCCAAGAACGUCUAUGUCUACUCCCAAGAAAUGGCCCCUCCCCGCACCCCAGUGCUGCAUCUAAAGCACAUUGGUAAGACCUGGGCUCAGCUGGAGUGGGUGCCGGAGCCCUCUGAGCUGGGGAAGAGCCCCCUUACCCACUACACCGUCUUCUGCACCAACAUGCAGGACCAAUCCUUCUCCACCAUCCUGAACGCCUCCUUCCAUGGCUUUGUUCUGCACGGCCUGAAGCCCUCCACCCUGUACCAUGUCCACCUCAUGGCCACCAGCCAGGCCGGGGCCACCAAUAGUACAAGCCUCACCCUGAUGACCUUGGCCCAAGGAGAGUCUGAGCUACACAUCUUCCUGGGCGUGUUUGGCAUCCUGGUUUUGCUCAUCCUUCUCUGUGGGACUGCCUGGCUCUGCUGCAGCCCCAGCAGGAAGAAUCCACUGUGGCCAAACGUGCCAGACCCGGCCCACAGCAGCCUGGGCUCCUGGGUGUCCACCACCAUGGCAGAGGAGACCUUCCAGCUGCCCAGCCUUCGGGACCCCAGCAUGACAUCCAUCACCAAGAUCACCGUGCUGGAGGAGGAGGAGAAGAAGCAGCUAGGGCCCUGGGAGUCCAGUGACAGCUCGGAGACCUGUGGCCUCCCUACCCUCGUCCAGGCCUAUGUGCUCCAGAAAGACCCAAGAGCAGCUUCCACCCAGUCACAGCCACAGCCUGGCGCCAGUGACCAGGUCUUUUACGGGCAGGUGCUGGGCAGCUCCACCACUCCAGGGCCAGGGCCCUACAUUCGCUGUGACUCUACUCAGCCCCUCUUGGGGGGCCUCACCCCCAGUCCUAAAUCCUAUGAGAAUCUUUGGUUCCAAACCAGUCCCCUGAGGAUGCCAGUGUCGCCAUCCCAAAACCAGGAGGAUGACUGUGUCUUUGGGCCACUGCUUGACUUCCCCCUCCUGCAAGGGCUCCGUGUCCAUGGAGUGGAGGGACUCGCAGGCUUCUAGGGUUUCCUGAGUCUCCCUAUCUGGGCCUGGACUAUCCAGAGGAGAGGAGAGGUCAGUAAGCCCAUUACUAAAACUACCCAGGGCCAGGAAAGGCAGGAAGGCUCCCAGUCUCUCCCUAUCCCUGGUUUCCAGCACCUCUUUCCCUCUCAAUCUCCAUAGGCUGGGCCUCCCAGGCCACCUGCAUAAUUUAAGAGACUGGUAAUGCUCUGUCCAGCCCCACCUACUGGCCUUCUGUGCUUGUUUCCUACAGUAAUUUCAGUCUCAUAAACUGUUAUUGUUUUUUA
This is a messenger RNA of Heterocephalus glaber (naked mole-rat), 4199 nucleotides long. RefSeq names its product colony stimulating factor 3 receptor (gene Csf3r). Gene Ontology annotation, cellular component: membrane. NCBI's taxonomy places the organism in Eukaryota, Metazoa, Chordata, Mammalia, Rodentia, Bathyergidae. The record is from RefSeq and is a predicted model, not a curated record. Gene Ontology annotation, molecular function: cytokine receptor activity; protein binding.